This is a messenger RNA of Penicillium olsonii, 972 nucleotides long. NCBI's taxonomy places the organism in Eukaryota, Fungi, Ascomycota, Eurotiomycetes, Eurotiales, Aspergillaceae. The record is from the annotation of a GenBank genome assembly.
AUGGCUCUCCGAAACCUGGGCCGAAAUGGCCCCCAAAUCUCUCCCGUCGGUCUAGGGUUUGGCAGCAUCGGUGGCUUUUAUGGACCAGUAGGUACUUUUGACGAGAAGGUGGCUCUUCUAGAUCAUGCCCAUGCUACUGGUCUGCGCUUUUGGGAUCUUUCCGACAUCUACGGUGACUGUGAAGCAGUUGUUGGCGAAUGGAUCAAGCGAUCGGGGAAACGCGAGGACAUCUUCAUAGGCACCAAGUUCUCGCUUAAACGUCAGUCCAAUGGUAGACACACCUUUCACUCUGAUCCCGCUUAUGCCAAAGAGGCAUGUCUGAAAAGUCUCGAAAGGCUUGGUAUUGAUACCAUUGAUCUUUACUAUUGCCAUGCAGUCGAUGGAAUCACGCCCAUUGAGAAGACCAUGGAAGCCCUGGUUGAGUUGAAGCGAGAAGGGAAAGUUCGUCACAUCGGUCUAUCUGGUGUGUCGGCAGCAACACUACGCCGGGCGCAUGCCAUCCACCCCAUUGCGGCCCUGCAGUGGGAGUACAGCUUGUUCACGCUGGACAUAGAAUCAUCUAAAUCGGAGAUCCUCACUACAUGUCGUGAGCUGGGCAUUAGUCUUGUUGCCUUUUGUCCUAUCGGCCGCGGUAUCUUCACCCAAGAACUCCGAUCCUACGAAGACAUCCCCGAGAACUUGCGACUGUUUUACCCCAAAUACGCCGAGAAGAACUUCCCUGCAAUCGCUUCAUUGGUAUCUGGUGUCAAGAGAAUUGCUGAUUCCCAUGAAACCACUACGGCACAGGUCGCUCUUGCAUGGCUGUUGGCACAAGGACCAGAUAUCAUACCAAUCCCGGGCACGAAGAAGAAAUCUAAGAUGGAUGAUAAUGCAGCCGCUGCGCUGCUGCAACUGAGUCAGGAGGAACUGCGAGAAAUUCGCACCCUAGCAGAGGAAGCUGAAAUUGAUGGUCCUCGGUAUCACCCUUCGUGA